Messenger RNA from Saccharomyces cerevisiae S288C, 861 nucleotides. RefSeq names its product dolichyl-diphosphooligosaccharide-protein glycotransferase (gene SWP1). The record is from RefSeq and is marked reviewed. The transcript has a single exon. NCBI's taxonomy places the organism in Eukaryota, Fungi, Ascomycota, Saccharomycetes, Saccharomycetales, Saccharomycetaceae. Gene Ontology annotation, cellular component: oligosaccharyltransferase complex; membrane; endoplasmic reticulum membrane. Bases 1 to 861 code for a protein of 286 amino acids.
AUGCAAUUCUUCAAAACACUUGCGGCCUUGGUGUCGUGCAUAUCGUUCGUCCUCGCUUACGUGGCACAAGAUGUUCAUGUAUCAUUCCCCUCCACCGCAGGAAAGUCUAGGGUAAUGAUCGGUAAAGUUGAACCCAGAAUAGGAAUCGAUGAAACUGUUCCGACUACAAUCACAGUUGAAGACCCUAACGAGGUGAUUCAAGUAAAUUUCGCCAUUGAGUCUACCAACAAACCCUUCCAGAACACCUUAUUGAUAGGCUUACCUAAUAAGAACCUAGAAAUGGCUUUUGAACCCGAAAUUAAGGACAAUGGCAAGUUGUCCAUGUAUAAAUACAGGAUAGAUUUAGCCAAGCUGGAUGCUGCUUUGUUGCAAGAGGCUUCCAGAUCACCGGAACCAAUAAAGGCCACUUUGAUUCUAGCGUCAUCUACCGCCAAACCAAAGGAAAACUUGUUCAGGGAAAUUCUGCAACUCAACCUGAACUUCGAUGUAGAUCACUCAGAUUCAUCUUUAGUUGACAAAUUCGGCAUUAAGCCAGAAAUCCAUCAUAUAUUUCAUGCCGAGCCAAAGAGAGUUGCCAAACCAAUUGCUGUGAUUUUUGUUUUAAUUAUCUUCAUUACCAUUUUAUCUUUAAUAGUCACCUGGUUGAAUUCUUGUGCCGCCGCAUUCAAUAACAUCCCGACCGGUGUCACUGCUGUAUAUUUCCUAGGAUUCAUCGCCACGAUUGUUGGGUUUGAAGUUAUCUUCGCUAGGUACUACUUGGGUACAAGUAUUUUUGAAACUCUAUUUUCCUCUUUGUACUUGGGCGCUCCAGGCUUACUGACAUCUACCAAGUUCCUGAGAUCUUUUGGUCAAACAAUCUAG